AUGAGGGCAAGGAUUGAUGCUCUAAGAGGUGAUCCUGUCUUUGGAGAUACAUCUGGAAAUGCACACGGAAAUAAUGGUAACGGAAAUGGAAACGGAAAUCAAAUGGACUUUAUGAGAAUGAUGAUGGAACUGAUGCAAGGAAACCGGCAAAGGACCAAAACAGAGCCAGAAGAGUGCUCGAAUAUGUUCAAAAGGUUCUCUGCUCACAGGCCACCAAGCUAUGAUGGAAAGCCGGAUCCUACUGAAUUUGAAGAAUGGAUAAACAGCAUGGAAAAGCUCUUUGAUGCCACCCAAUGCCCGGACAAGUGGAAAGUAAAUUUUGCAGUGUUUUACCUAAAAGGGCAAGCUGACCUUUGGUGGAAGACCGCCAAGGAGAUGCAAAAUCAACCUGGGUUUGGAUGGGAUGGUCUGAAGGAGGCUAUGAGGAAUCAGUUCUACCCUCAAUCACUACAGCUUCAGAUGGAAUCUGAAUUCAUUCAUUUGAGGCAAAGGAACAUGACUGUACUGGAAUAUGCUGUGAAAUUCAAUGAGUUAGCUCGAUUUGCUCCUGACCUUGUGACUACAGAUCGACAAAGGAUGAACCGCUUUGAAGGAGGUCUGAGUUUGGAUCUCCAAGAAAGGCUUGCUGCACAUAUGAGUAAGUCUUACCAAGAAUUAUAUGAUCGGGCUAUAAAUGUUGAAAGAAAAGUGAAGCUAAGGAAGGACGUUUAUGAGAGUGGGAAAAGAAAAGGAAAAGCUCAAGAAGUUUCAUCACACAAUGUUUUCAAGAAGCAGAACACAGGGUUCUCAGGAAACAAUAAUGGUCAAAAGAUAGUUGCUCAAUGCACCAGGUGCAACAAAUGGGGCCAUGUAGCCAGAGAUUGUCGAAAAGGAACUGAUCAGUGCUACUGGUGUGGUAAGAUGGGCCAUAUGAUUAAGAACUGCCCGACUCUUAACUUGAAGAACGAAAACACUAAUAACCAUGGGCCAGUGCAAAGGAACAAUUCUCAGAACUAUGGUUAUGGUAGGAAUGCAAGUAAUAAUGCCAACAGCAACCCUCCUCGUGGACCUCCACCAGCCGGACGAGUGUUCAUGAUGCAGAAAGAAGAAGCUGAGGCUGAUGACACCGUUAUUACUGGUACUUUUCCUGUCAACUCAAUGCCUGCUUAUGUUCUUUUCGAUUCCGGAGCUUCUCAUUCAUUUGUGUCUACCACAUUUGCUAAAAGUCUAAAGGAACCUAUAAAUUUCUUGUGA
This is a messenger RNA of Beta vulgaris subsp. vulgaris (sugar beet), 1233 nucleotides long. RefSeq lists its product as uncharacterized. Gene Ontology annotation, biological process: proteolysis. Gene Ontology annotation, molecular function: nucleic acid binding; aspartic-type endopeptidase activity; zinc ion binding. The coding region runs from base 1 to 1233 and encodes 410 amino acids. The transcript has 2 exons. The record is from RefSeq and is a predicted model, not a curated record. Lineage: Eukaryota; Viridiplantae; Streptophyta; Magnoliopsida; Caryophyllales; Amaranthaceae.